AUGUUUAAAAAAGAAUUGAGAGAAGCAUUGACGAAAAGACGCGAAGAAUUAGAUACUUGUGAGAUUGAAGCUCGCCAUAGACAAUACCUUAUUGACCGUUGGUUGCGAAAUGGUGGUGAUUUGUUACUUUCUUCUACUGGUGCAUCUUCAUUGCCUAUUCGUCCAUCUGAACUAGAUUCAAUACCAAACGUUGUAAAAUGUUCUCUACCUAAAGAUUUAAUUGCUGGUGCUAGAGUUGUUCCUUCAACAUUAAAAACACAUCAAAAAACUGCCAUUCCUCAUUAUGGUUUACCUUCAACAUCAGAACAACAUCAAAGGAUAGGUAUUGCUCAUUCAGUUGCAUGCCAAGCUAAUGUUGAGGACUCACCUUCACUUCCAAUUUUUUCAACUACUACAUUACCUAAUCAAACUCAUAAGAAAUUUCUUCCAAAAGAUUAUGGAUCAAAUACAAAACGAGAAGAAAUUAAUAAAAGAUUACAACAACAAAUGAUAAAAAGACCAAUUGAUGCCAGAGAUGCUUGUACCCAGACCGCUCUCUGUGCCGAAACCCAAACAGAUCCAUCUGUAGAAAUUGAUGAUGCUGUUAAUGGCUUAUCUGGACAGGAACGGAUGUGGACAUCUGAGGAAAAACUUCGCCGGUAUUCUAAUUUUCUCUCUUUGUUCCUUGAAUUUACAAAAUACCCCCUUCUUUUGAUUUCCUUAUUUAUUAGACAAUUAUUAUUAAGGGUCUGGCCUCCACCCUACUCUGGUGCCCAUAAACUACAACAACCAAUGUCAGAUGAUCCCUCAUCUCGGCGUUACUUAUCUUCCACAAGUAUUGACUUGUCUCAACAACGUUCUCACCCUUAUCAUCCUUGGCAACGAUAUAGAGAAAAUAAUAGGCUUGGCCGUUUCCAUCUGACAGAUUCCGACACCCAAAGCGAAAGAGGUCGGAAAGAACGUUGUGUACGUGCUGAGUUAGAACAACGAAGAAAACAAUACUUCAAUUCGCUAGGCGAUCUACGUUACAACGAUUUAACGACAACCAAACAAAGAUACUGGCCUCAAUAUCAACAAGAAUUUAUACCUAAAUUUCCUUCGCACCCGGCUUCUCAGCCUUUUCCUCAACAACAAUUCCAACCUUCGUUUAACAGCACCAACUCUUUGCCUAGAGGCUGGCCAGAAAAUGGAGGUCUUUUAUCAAUGCCUUCUUAUCAGCGUCCCCUUCAUGAUCGUUCUCGAUACACUUAUGGUUCAUUACCGAGAGAUUAUGAGCGACGAUUGACUUCCUCAUUUGCUCCAAAAGAACAACAACAAUUGCAAAAACAAUAUUUACUACAACAACAACAACCGUCUUCAGUUUAUGGUUCCUAUUCUCUUCAAGAUCUUGAUAGUUCCAAUAAUUAUCCUGGAGAGUUUUCUGACAGUUUUGGAAGAGAACAACUUUACGGCCAACGACCUGAUAGUCAAUUUGAUGCUAUGCAAAAUAUUGGAAGACAACAAAGACCUCCCUAUUGGCAACCAAGUCGUUCACUAAACCAAUUGAAUCACUCGUUUGUUGAUGAUUUUCAAAUGAGCGGUUUUCAAAGACCUCCAAAAAAACAAACAGAUUUUCUUGAUAUUCAACCAUCUACCAGUCAAUUUAUUGAUGGAAACUUUUCACAUAUUCGAAAAUCUCCAGCUCCAAACGAAUUAUUAUCAGAAUAUGCCAACUUUUUGAAUAAUCGUUUCAUUGAACAGCAACGACAACAGAGAAUAGCUGAUGAGAGGGAAAGAGAACGACAACAACCUUUACAACGACCUUUUGGUGGCCAAGAUUAUGCUGGAAUUCCCGGAUAUAGAGACAACCUACCUCCAUAUAAUGACUAUUUUGAUGUUCAACGACAAAUGCAAUACUUCCCUGAUACUCAACAACAAUAUCAUCAACGUAAACCAAAUUUAUGGCAAAUCCCUUCAGGAUUUGCAUAUGAUGAUCAACAACAACAACCUUUUGUUUAUAGCAGAAAUGAGACUAAUUAUGGAGCAAGGCCUCCACCUACACCAGAAUAUGGAAAUUUUGGUUGGCGAGAACAACCUUUUUCUUAUCGCCAACCUUAUGGAGUAGAUAAUAGUUACUAUAGUGGAUACCCUUCACAUCAACAAGUACUGCAACCACAACAACAGCAGCAACAGUUUAGCACAAAUUGGCUGAAUAAUGAUUUAAUGUCAAACAGAAUAAUGCCGCCAAAUUAUAGAAUCCCACAAACUCAACAAUAUACCCAACAACAAUUUCCAUCUUCUUCACUUUCACAACCUUUUAAUAAACACCAUCAACAACAUCAAAGUCGUAGUUUACCUCCAAGUAUUUUAAGAAAAAGGCAACCUCCUUUGCGCAGUGCUGAUGAAAGUUGGCCAAAUGAAUUAUCAAAUGAAUGGCCACAAAAUAUUAGGGAAAUUAAUAAAAUGACAACAGAAAAAAAUAUUUUCCCUACAAAUAAAAAUAACAACAAUUAUUCUACACAAAAAAUAACAAAACGUUCAUCAAAAAUUAAACGUUUAUUAUUAACUAGAAAAUAUAAAUAUGAUAAUGUUUUUAAAGAUUUGGGUAUUCGAGUCGUUGGGGGGAAAAGAAUGCCAAAUGGUGAUUUGGGUGCUUUUAUUAGUUCUGUUGACAAAAGUUGUGCUCAAGAAAUGUUAGGGGAAUUAGUUGAAGGAGAUCAAGUUCUUGAAUGGAAUGGUGUUUUAUUAAGUGGAAAGACUUAUGAAGAAGUUGAAAGAAUUAUUCAGGCGGGAACUGGAGAAAUUGAAAUGAUUGUCUCUUGUAAAAAUGGGCAAAAAAGGAUUAAUAAUUGUGAUGAUUAUUUAAAUGGAUGUGAAGAGAAGAAGGGAAGUGGGGGAAAAAUAGGGAGAGAUGUUAAAAUUGCUUUUGCUAAUUCUCGACUUAAAAAUAAACAAGAAUUUGAUUCUUCAUGUUGGCAUUCUCCCAAUGAACCCCCACCCGUUCCUGCACACCAAAGCAGCAAUAGCAUUAGUGAUGAGGAGGAGAAUGAAAGGAAAUCUAGUUUACCACAACAAAAUUUAAAUAAUAAAGAAUAUUCGAUUAAUGAUUUAAAAGAAUAUCCAUUUAAUACUAAUGGAAAAAGUGCCAGAUUAAAUGGUUCUCACGGUUAUUUACAAUUAGCACUUGCAUAUACUCCCCAAGAAGAAUUACUUCAAGUUUAUGUUUUGGCAGCUAGAGCUUUGCCUUGUAGAGAAGGGGGAAUACCUCCAAAUGCUUAUGUUAAAAUAUAUUUACUUCCAGGCAGAAAAGUUUCAAAUAAACGCCGAACAAAAUAUCAACCAAAAAAUUCAAAUCCAAUUUGGGAUCAAUUAUUAGAAUAUUCAAUUAGUGUAGACAGACUUGCUAGUCAUUUCCUAGAGUUUACCGUUUAUAAUUAUGAUAGGGAUAGAAGAAGCGAAAAUCAGCCUUUAGGUCAAUGUUUGGUUAGUCUUGGAGAUACUUCAAUUGUUUUUAGCGGCACUCCCCGCUGGUUUGCACUUCAACCCCUUUCAUUUUCUUAUUCUUCAACAAACGAAGAAAUGACAGAUUUUGAUUUAAUAAAUAAUCAACAACAAAAUGAAAGAUAUUUAGAUUAUAAUCCAAGUAGUUAUUUAUUAAAAUUAAAUUAA
Molecule: messenger RNA, 3627 nt
Organism: Meloidogyne enterolobii
Lineage: Eukaryota; Metazoa; Nematoda; Chromadorea; Rhabditida; Meloidogynidae
Source: the annotation of a GenBank genome assembly